GUUAUUCCAAAUCGAGUUAAAAUGAUGAAGCUUUUGCUAUGUGUCCUGUUGGCCGCCUCCUGUGCUGCUGAUUCCCUUCUGACGGAAGUGGAUCCAUUUAUCACCAAUGGCGAGCUGGCGGAAGUGGGUCAGUUCCCCUACCAGGCGGGUCUGAACGUGUCCUUCGGGAACUGGAGCACCUGGUGCGGCGGCACCUUGAUCUCACACUACUGGAUAAUCACGGCGGCCCAUUGCAUGGAUGGAGCUGAAUCCGUUACGGUUUAUUUGGGAGCCAUCGACAUCCAGAAUGCGGAAGAGGAGGGUCAGCAGAGGAUCCUAGUCCAGAAGUCUGGCAUCAUAGUGCAUUCCGAGUAUACGGCAAGCACGGUGGUCAACGACAUCUCGCUUAUUCGACUGCCCAUUUUUGUGAGCUUCACCGAUCGCAUCCGAGCCGCCAACUUGCCACGUCGCCUGAAUGGAGUGUACCCCACCUACGAAUCCGUCCGUGCCUCCGCCUCCGGCUGGGGAAGAGAUAGCGAUGCCUCCGAAACGGUCUCCCCCGUUCUGAGGUACGUGGAGAUGCCCGUGAUGCCGUACGCCAUCUGUCGCAUGUACUGGAGUGGAGCUGUCUCCGAGAAGAUGAUCUGCAUGAGCACCACCAGCGGCAAGUCCACAUGCCACGGCGACUCCGGUGGCCCGUUGGUCUACAAGCAGGGCAACUCCAGCUAUCUGAUCGGAUCCACUUCCUUCGGCACCUCCAUGGGCUGCCAGGUGGGAUUCCCAGCUGUUUUCACGCGCAUCACCAGCUACUUGGACUGGAUCCUCGAGCACGUAAUCGCCCACACCUAAAGAUUACUGACACAUUGCGAUCUUAUCUGUGAAGGUUAAAGACCAGUUGCAAACGAAUAAAUCGGAGCUGUUUAUAAAUUUAAACUUUUUAAGGAAUUUCUUAACUGCUCCUUGUUGAUUUAGGCUUUUCCUAAAUAAAUUAAACAAAUUCUUCAGCUCAAAGAACUUUA
Drosophila ficusphila is the source of this 998-nucleotide messenger RNA. RefSeq names its product brachyurin. Lineage: Eukaryota; Metazoa; Arthropoda; Insecta; Diptera; Drosophilidae. The transcript has a single exon. Gene Ontology annotation, biological process: proteolysis. The coding region runs from base 22 to 828 and encodes 268 amino acids. Gene Ontology annotation, molecular function: serine-type endopeptidase activity. The record is from RefSeq and is a predicted model, not a curated record.